AUGCGAACCGACUGCUGCUUUCAGCUCUGGGACAAUCGCUUCCGCCUCGCUACAAACCGGUCUCCCAGAGUAGCCACAGCAGCAGCAGCAGCAGCCGCCAGUGCCUUUGCACAGGAGGAGGAUGACAGCCCUCUUGCCGCGCUCAAGCGCCGGGUGCAGCAGCUGUCGACGUCACCGUACGACAAGGAGAUUUGGGCUGUGGCUCUUCCCGCCCUCGUGGCGAUGCUCCUCGAGCCGGUAAUGAAUGCUCUGAACGCAGGUAUGCGUGCGUGUAUAUUUGUAUCUAUGUGUGUGUCUUUUUCUGUCAGCUGUUCGCCUCCGCCUACGCCUACGCGCAUGUACCGGCUGAACGUGUCGUACAUCCAAAUUCAGGUGUCGUGCAUCGUGGCCAAGAGCUUGUGGAUCGCGGUGGUGAGCGGCGUUGCGAGUGCGGCAGCCAUGUUCGCCGGCGCGGAGGCCAUCGUGGCGAUGUUGAAGCCCCCCGAGGCAGCUGUGGCCGCCUUCGCAAUCGACUACAUCAGGGUCCGUUCCCUGGCCAUCCCCGCGGUGCUGCUGGGUUUCGUGGCUACUGCCGUAUUCCGGGGUUUCAAAGACACGCGGACACCCCUAUUUGGCGCCCUCGUGUCCGCGGCGGUUAGCCUGGGACUCAACGUGCUGUUCCUGUACGUCCUCCGCCUGGGGGUGGUCGGCAGCGCUGUGGCCACUGCUGCCGCCCAGAUCGUGUCGUGCUGCCUGCUGCUGGGGGCGCUGUUCGCCAAGGGACGAGGGGGGGGCGGGGGAGGGGGAGUUGUGGUCCAGGCGAGACACCUGCGGCGACCGCCCCCGCUGUCGGUUAUGGUGCCCACGUUAAAGCUCGGGGCGGUGCUGGGGGCGCGGAACAUCAUCUCGUUUGGCAUGGUGAUUUACGCCUCCGCACUGUCGAUCCGGAUGGGCUCCACCUACCAGGCGUCCUUCGAGGUCAUAAGACAGAUUUGGCUGUUGGCCAUUCAGUUCUUCGAGUGCCUGAAUGUGGCGACACAGGCGCUGUGUGCCACCUACCUGGGGCAGGAGGUUCUUGGGGCGCUGCCCAUGAUCUGCAUCUUCUUUCCCUUGGACGCCGCCGCCGCGAUCAUGGACGGCUCGUUGCUGGCCGCAAAGCAGUCCAAUUUCAUGUCUGCCGUACAGAUCGCAGGAUCUGUUGUACAAUAUGUCGUACUGUCGUACCUUGCGGCGACGGGCAAUGUCACCUCGUUGACCGUGUGGUCGGCACUCAAGAUUCUCAACGUGCUCCGAGUGGUGGGUGGUGUGUCUCGCAAUUACUACUCGGCACGGAGCGGCUACACACCCGUCGUGACGGCGGCGCCACAGUUACUGCCGGCAGUAGCAGCGGUCGCAGCCACGGCGGCUGUGGAGCCUCGAGUGGAGCAGAUCACUACAAUAGCGCCGCCGGGAUCGACGGCGACGGCGGCGGCGGCUGCACCGCCGCCGCUGCUGGUACAAGUAGGAGCUGGCGCUCGGCUGGCGGUGGCGGCGACUUCGCCGCCGUCGCCGGAGGCGGCGGCGGCGCUGCAGUCGUACGAGGACGACGUCAUGGUGCUCGCAUGUGCCGCCUGCACCUCCGCCACCGAAAUGAACCCCGAUAUGCUCGGUUUAAAGCGGCGGAAUGUCACCGCCGCCGCUGCAGCCGCCGCCACCAGCGACGGUGGUACGGCCGGUGCUGAUGGGGAUGCUAGCGCCCUACUCAAUGGCGUCGACGGCGACGACGAGGGCAGUGGGAGUAGAAGCGGCGGCGGUGGCGGCGGGCGCUGGGAAGAAGCAGGUGCAGCGGCGGUACCGCUGCCGCCGCCGCCGCCGUCGGCGCCCGUCACGGUUGUCGCUUCGUCGGCGGCAGGGUGA
This is a messenger RNA of Volvox carteri f. nagariensis, 1875 nucleotides long. RefSeq lists its product as uncharacterized. Gene Ontology annotation, biological process: transmembrane transport. The record is from RefSeq and is a predicted model, not a curated record. Lineage: Eukaryota; Viridiplantae; Chlorophyta; Chlorophyceae; Chlamydomonadales; Volvocaceae. Gene Ontology annotation, cellular component: membrane. Gene Ontology annotation, molecular function: antiporter activity; xenobiotic transmembrane transporter activity. Bases 1 to 1875 code for a protein of 624 amino acids. The transcript has 10 exons.